UAAUUUUCUAACUUUUGUGGGGUUUUUUUUUUAGAUCUACUUGACACCCAAAGAAAUAUUGUACAGGUUGAUGUAAAUUUUUCCCGCCCAUCUGCAACAUUAUUCAGUGGGGUGGUACUAAUUACUUAUAAAUUCAUUGAUACAGUUCUCUGAUAUCACUUGCCCUAUUUGUGUUUGCAAAUUUACAGCAAUAUUUUGUUUUCUGAUAUAUUUUCCAACGACUGAGAGCAAGAAAAUGUUAAAAUUCUAAAAAGAAAAAUAAUUGCAGGGGUGGAUCUAAGAACACCGACUUAGUUAUUCCCAGAAAUCUCAGAAAAGGUUCAGCAAAAACACACAUACAAUAGCACAAUUGAAAUACUAACUAAAAUUCUGGAAUUAAGCUUAUCAAUUGGUGCUUAAGAAAAAAAAACUCUUUAUCAUCUUUUAAAAAAAAAAAAUACGAAGAUCAAUUACAACCUUAUAAAGACCUAAUCCGAAUAUAUUAGUCCUUAUUUAUCUAAGAUUUGAAAUUUAUUUAAUUUCUGGUCGAGUUGCCACAUCAUCUAACAGGCUAAGAGCACAGUACAUACUCUUAAAAUUCUAAGAAAUAAUUUUCCCUACGCCAAAAACAUGAACAAUUUUCUACUAGUAAGCACCUGAUCUUCUGAAAGAGGCUGGAAAAGAGUAUGAGUGCCAAUUUAUAUCUCGUCCCCGUUGUCUCUUUGAUCCGUAAAAAUAGUUUAACUAAAAAAAUAUUUUCGUCUACCCGUUGUCUCUUUGAUCCGUAAAAAAUGAAUGCCAAUUUAUAUCUCAUAUUGAAUUAUUCUUGACUUGCACUUCGGUAGGUAAGAAUCAAAAUUUGCAUAGUCUAAGAACUUUGCUUAAUAAAGGUCGUGUGGAUAAACGAUACUAUAUGCAUAAUUACUGUUGUUCAGGGAAAAAUAAGGAUUCAUGGCCUUUGCAUGAAUUCAAAAACACACAAUUAAAGCACAUUUUCAUUGUGUUUUUUUUUAGUGUUAAAUCACACAAGCAGUAUAUUUCUUUCCAGAUUCUCAAAAAGAAAAUUUGGGAAUGAGAUCUUCUUGUAGUAUAAGAAUCUUACCAUUUCCAUCUUUACCUCAAAUUACUCCCAACCAAAAAUCUCCAGUUUACAUCAAUAUAUAUUUUUAUCCCAGUUUCCUUUUAUUAGUCUGAAGAUCCAACUUUUUGUGAAACUUUCCGUACUCCAACUCAGUAGUACUACGAAUAUCCGGAGUCGAAAGUGAAGUUAAUUUCUCUCCUAAACAAAAGAGAGCAAUCUUUUAUAUUCCUAAGUACUAUAUAGAAAUAUUCCUUAAAUUCUUACCUUUACUUUUACUAUAAUUCUAUAAAUUAAGGUGACAAAUUUACACCGCAGUGCAGAAACCACUUUGCUCUUUACUGAUGGCCGAUUUAAGGGUAUUGCUGGUUCUGUCAUUAACUCUGCAUACAUGUUUCGAAGUACACGGACAUAAAACCAGUGGUAACGUAGGUGUCUGCUAUGGGCUCAUUGGAGAUAAUCUACCCUCUCCGAAGGAUGUUGUUAGUCUCUAUAAACAAUACAAUAUCCAGAAGAUGAGGAUAUUUGAGCCAUAUCCUCAAGUUCUCGAAGCUCUAAGAGGGAGCAAUAUAGAACUUACCCUAGGUGUUAGAAAUAACGAUAUACCAAUUCUUGCAUCGGAUGAAGGAGCAGCUAAUUCAUGGUUCAUGAGCAAUGUUCAUCCCUAUAUGAACGACAUCCACAUAUCACACAUAACUGUUGGUAAUGAGGUCAUCCCCGGAGAAUUCAGCGAAUCUAUUUUGCCCGCCAUGCAGAAUCUGCAGAAUGUUCUCAACAGUAAUAAUCUUGGUACAAGGGCAACCACUGUGGUGCAUUCAGCAGUGCUAGGCACUUCUUUCCCUCCCUCGGCAGCCACGUUUUCAGAUAGUUCCCGCCCAUUUAUAAGCGGAAUUAUACAAUUUCUAUCAUCACAAAAUUCCCCACUGUUGGUAAAUCUCUACCCUUAUUUUCCCUAUGCUGCAGACCCAGAAAACAUAAGAUUGGAUUAUGCACAAUUUAGAGCACAUGAACCACUAAUCAAUGACGGAGAUCUAAGCUACUCCAACCUUCUUGAUGCCAUGCUUGAUGCUUUCUUCUCGGCAAUGGAGAAAGAAGGUGUCAGUGAUGUUAACAUAGUAAUUUCUGAGACUGGAUGGCCUCAUGACGGGAACAGCAAUUUCACAACUCCAGGUCUUGCAGCUACUUACAACAGAAAUUUCAUACAUCAUGUUCAUAACUUUGGAGGGACUCCAAAAAGGCCAGAUGCAUUACUACAAGGAUUCAUUUUUGCUAUGUUUGAUGAAGAUUUGAAGGAUCCUGGUGUUGAGCAAAAAUGGGGGCUUUUCAGCCCCAAUAUGAAACCAAAUUAUAACAUAUUUAGUUGAAUUUAAAUCUUGCAACAGAGACUGAGCAAAAGGAUCUCACCUUUUUUUAUUAUUAUUAUUGUUACUUAGUUAGGAGAGCAAAAUUUGGUGGAUGUAACCUGAUUAAACUAUAUGGAAUAUUUUAAUAUACAACUCAUAAUGUUUGGGCUCUGUACUUACAGAUUUUCAUCAGUCCAGGGAGAGAUUCCCACUACGAAUUUUGCGUUGCUGA
This is a messenger RNA of Spinacia oleracea (spinach), 2632 nucleotides long. Its product is annotated as probable glucan endo-1,3-beta-glucosidase BG4. Gene Ontology annotation, biological process: carbohydrate metabolic process. NCBI's taxonomy places the organism in Eukaryota, Viridiplantae, Streptophyta, Magnoliopsida, Caryophyllales, Amaranthaceae. The record is from RefSeq and is a predicted model, not a curated record. The transcript is spliced from 2 exons. Gene Ontology annotation, molecular function: hydrolase activity, hydrolyzing O-glycosyl compounds. The coding region runs from base 1402 to 2421 and encodes 339 amino acids.